CGGUUCGGCAGCUAUUGACCCCAGCUUGGUCAAGGUAUAAAUCCAUGAUCAGGCUGCAACUUUAGGCGCACCUCCGACAUUGACACCCUCGACCCUUGCCUUCAGCUUGUUAUAGAGCCGUAACUAUGGAAACUACAGAAGACAUCUUUCGUGCGUAUACUGCGGCACAGGGCCAGAAUUACUCAAUAGUACGCCCUGGCUAUUCUCCAGAGCUCUUUAAAAUCAUCAUCAAUCAUCACACUUCUACCGGUGGCCAACUCCAUACCGUCGUUGACGUCGGCUGCGGCCCUGGCCAAGCCACCAAAGACUUGGCUCCCUUCUUCAAAAAUACCAUCGGCCUGGACCCAUCGGAGGGCAUGAUUGACACCGCGCGCGCUUCCGCCAAGUCAGCGAAUUUGCCUAUACGUUUUGAGGUAUCAUCUGCCGAAGCCCUUGGUAUCGACUUGGAGCCGCCGAUCUCCGAUUGCAGCGUCGACCUGGUCACCGUUGCCACAGCGGCCCACUGGUUCGACAUGGCAGGCUUCUGGAAAGCGGCGUCGCGCAUCCUAAAGCCUGGCGGUACCGUUGCGAUUUGGACAAGGUCUGGGGCGGAGAUAAACACCACAAAGACGCCGAACGGGGUUGCAAUUCAAGCCGCUGUUGAAGAAUUCUAUAAUGGCCUACGGCCAUGGGCGAGGGCAGGUAACAGAUUGACUCACGAUCUUUAUAUUGACCUACCACUACCUUGGACACUUGAAACCCCAGUAGUAGAGUUCGAUAAAGAUAGCUUCGUUCGGAAAGAGUGGAAUAAGGACAAAAAGGGCGUGGAGAACGAUAUUAUUCGUACAGGAGGUCCGGUUACACCCGCCCAGUUUGAGAAAAUAAUGGGUACAUCCAGCCCGGUAACUCGAUGGAGGGAAGCUCACCCAGAAAAGGUCGGGACAGAGGAAGAUGUAGUAAGGCAGCUGAGAAGGCGAAUCGAGAGCCUUUUACACGAAGCUGGCAUCAAACCUGGCGAAGAGGUGCUAAAUGGAGAAGUAGCAAUGGUCUUGUUGCUAGUGAAGAAAAUUUAGGAAAGGCUAUCUCUCAAAAAGGUCUUAAUGUCGCCACCAAAACAUGACACUGGACCGACUAUGCACCAUGGUUACUGAGAAAAUAGAUACAUCGCCAUUUUUGAACAAAAUAGAGUAUGUUUUAGCACAGACACAGCCAAGAUGGAAUUUCAAACUGACAGGCAGGAGUAUUAUACUACCACUGUCACCUCUCUCACAUCGUAUCCGCUGGGUUGUAUAUACGAACAUUCCCAUCUA
Molecule: messenger RNA, 1289 nt
Organism: Trichoderma asperellum CBS 433.97
Lineage: Eukaryota; Fungi; Ascomycota; Sordariomycetes; Hypocreales; Hypocreaceae
Molecular function (GO): S-adenosylmethionine-dependent methyltransferase activity
Source: RefSeq, a predicted model, not a curated record